Molecule: messenger RNA, 2588 nt
Organism: Solanum stenotomum
Lineage: Eukaryota; Viridiplantae; Streptophyta; Magnoliopsida; Solanales; Solanaceae
Product: receptor kinase-like protein Xa21
Exons: 5
Coding region: 250-2481 (743 amino acids)
Biological process (GO): protein phosphorylation
Molecular function (GO): ATP binding; protein kinase activity; protein binding
Source: RefSeq, a predicted model, not a curated record
CUAGGUGGCAUUAUUCCACCAAACUUGGAAAAGUGCAAAAAGCUUAAAUUCUUGUCAUUGUCUGUAAACAAGUUCACUGGAACUAUACCGAGGGAGUUAGGCAACAUAACAAAUCUUGCAAAAUUACACCUUGGAUUGCUGCACUUCAAAGGAGAGAUACCAGUGGAGCUAGGUAAUCUUAAGAAACUACAGAUUCUGUCAUUAUCCGACUGUAAGCUUACUGGUUCCAUCCCCACAAGCAUUUUCAACAUGUCAGCGCUGCGGGCAGUCGUACUUGACGAAAACAUGCUUUCAGGUAAUCUACCAGCAGAUUUAGGCAGUGGGAUCCCCAGCCUAGAAACAUUGUUUUGUGCAAACAACAUUCUGAGUGGAUUUAUAUCUGCUACUAUCUCAAAUGCUUCAAGACUCCGUGAGAUUGAUCUUUCAAUCAACAGUUUCACAGGUCCAAUUCCUCAAUCACUUGGUAACUUAGAAAACCUUGAGAUUUUGGACCUGCAGUUGAACAAUUUUGUCAGCGAUUCAACAUUGAGCUUCCUGACAUCUUUGACACACUGUAGGAAACUGAGAGAACUCAAAUUUGGUAAGAAUCCCUUGGAAGGUUUUUUCCCUGCAUCAAUUGGAAAUUUCUCUGAUUUUCUGCAAAUUUUCGAAGGAUGGACUUGUAAACUGAAAGGCUCCAUUCCUGGAGAAAUUGGUAAUCUUACCGGUGUGAUAAGGAUAAAUUUUUCAAAAAAUGAUUUGACUGGACAUAUUCCAAAAACUAUCCAAGGCAUGCUGAACCUUCAAGAAUUUUACCUAGAGAGCACCAUGAUAGAAGGAAUCAUACCAGAUUCUAUCUGCAAUUUAAAGAAUCUUGGAGCAUUAUACUUGUCAGGUAAUCAAUUUUCUGGUCGCGUGCCACCUUGCUUAGGAAAAGUUACCAGUAUGAGAUAUCUUCAUCUAGCAGAUAACAUGCUUAAUUCGAGUUUACCCGAAAGCUUGGGGAGCCUUCCUGAUCUCAUAGAGUUCAAUUUUUCAUCCAAUUUAUUGCAUGGCAAAAUUCCUAUUGAGAUUGGAAAUUUAAAGGCUGCAACACUCAUUGAUCUGUCAAAAAAUGAUUUUUUUGGUAGGAUCCCUAGCACUCUAGAGGGUCUGGAUAGAUUGAUUAGUCUUUCUCUAGCACAUAAUAAAUUAGAUGGGCCUAUUCCAGAUUCAUUUGGCAAAAUGCUGGCCUUGGAAUACUUGGAUUUGUCCAGUAACAAUCUUAGUGGUGAAAUCCCAAAGUCAUUAGAAGCUCUUGUGUAUCUCAAAUACUUGAACUUCUCAUUUAAUGAACUCAGUGGAGAAAUUCCCACGGGUGGUCCUUUUGCAAGUGCCACAGAUCAAUCUUUCUUGUCCAAUUAUGGGCUCUGUGGUGAUUCUAAGUUUCAUGUUUCACCAUGCGUCAUCAAAUCUCCCAAGAGGUCAAAGAAAAAAAAGGCAAUAUUGGUUUUGGGAGUAGGUAUGCUAUUUCUUGCAUUAGCCAUCACAUUUGUAUUUUUGAGAUUGAGAAAGAAAAAAAAGAAUGCAGGUCAAGGUGAUCUGUCUCUGAUAAAAUGUCAUGAAAGAAUUUCCUAUUAUGAACUUGAACAAGCAACUGAAGGAUUCAGUGAAAGCAACUUGCUUGGUAAAGGGAGUUUCAGCAAGGUCUACAAAGGGAUACUUAAGGAUGGUACUCUUUUGGCAGCAAAGGUAUUCAAUGUGCAAUUGGAGGGUGCAUUCAGGAGUUUUGAUACAGAAUGUGAGAUGUUGCGCAACCUCCGCCACCGAAAUUUGACCAAAGUCAUCACCAGUUGCUCCAACCUUGAUUUCAAAGCCUUAGUGUUGGAAUACAUGUCCAAUGGGACACUUGAUAAAUGGCUAUACUCUCACAACUUGUUCUUGGAUUUAUUUCAGAGAUUAGAUAUAAUGAUAGAUGUUGCAUCUGCAAUGGUAUAUCUCCACAGUGGUUGUUCAAAUCCGGUGGUGCAUUGUGACUUAAAGCCAAGCAAUGUCUUGCUAGAUCAAGACAUGGUUGGCCAUGUCAGUGAUUUUGGCAUUGCAAAAUUGUUAGGUGCAGGGGAGACUUUUGUCCAAACAAGGACAAUAGCAACCAUUGGAUAUAUUGCUCCAGAGUAUGGACAAGAUGGAAUAGUAUCCACAAGCUGUGAUGUUUAUAGUUUUGGCAUCCUGAUCAUGGAGACGUUUACAAGAAUCAGACCAGGUGAUGAAAGAUUUACUGGAGAGUUGAGCAUACGACAUUGGGUAAGUGAUUCUUUUCCAGAUGAGAUUCAUAAGGUGGUGGAUGCUAAUUUGGUACAGCUAGAGGAUGAAAGAAUUGACGCAAAGAUGCAGUGUCUGUUGUCUAUCAUAGAGUUAGCUUUGAGCUGCACUUUAGUGACACCUGAUGCAAGAAUUAGUAUGGAAGAUUCUCUUUCAACACUUCAAAAGAUCAGGCUCCAGUUUGUCAAUAGUCGCCGCUAGGUGGAAUUAGACCAUCCUCUUAUGAUUGAUGCUUGAUUACCUAUGUCAGUUCCGCUAUUUAAGAUGAAUUCAGUUUUAUACUUCAUAUUAUGUAUUCUUUCACUUUU